AUGGCAACAGCCUACAUGGACCCCAACCUAAACCACGCCCUCCUGGGAGGAGCCAAGUCCCGGCUGAGUGCUGGGGCAUCAGACAGAACUGGCUCUGUGGACAGGGUUCUUAAAGUUUUCCAUUACCAUGAGACCAACACUGAACACAGCUUCUCGGCCAAUAUCAGAUAUGGAGACGCCACUGAUGUCAGGGGGAUCAUCCAGAAGAUUCUGGACAUCCACAAAGUACGCUGGACUAAUUGUUUUGGGCUCCGCCUCAGCCACGCCCAUACCAGAGACCAGGUGCAUUGGCUCCACCCUGAUAUGGGUGUGUCACAUGUCAGAGAGACGUACGAACAAGCCAGAUCCAAUGACGAGUGGAGGUAUGAGUUAAGGAUACGGUAUCUACCAAAGGGCUUUGUCCAACAGUUUACAGAAGACAAACCUACACUCAACUAUUUCUACCACCAGGUGAAGUACGACUACAUGACGGAGAUUGGAGAUCAGGUUGACCAAGAUGUGGCUCUGAAACUGGGCUGUUUAGAAAUCAGGAGGUUUUUUAAGGAAAUGAGAGGAAAUGCCCUUGACAAGAAAUCCAACUAUGAACUACUGGAAAAGGAUGUUGGUCUGAGACGCUUUUUCCCCAAAGAACUGUUGGAUUCAGUGAAGGCUAAAACUCUUCGUAAGCUGAUUCAACAGACCUUUAAGCAGGUGGCCAACCUCAACGAUCAGCAGUGCAUCCUGAAGUUCUUGGAGAUACUUGCACCAGUUUACCGCUAUGACAAGGAGUGCUUUAAAUGUGCCCUUGGGAGCAGCUGGGUGAUCCAGGUAGAGUUAGCCAUUGGGCCAGAGGAAGGGAUCAGCUACCUCACGGACAAGGGAUCCACGCCAACACAUCUUGCUAACUUUAACCAGGUUCAGUCCAUCCAGUACUCUGCCAUGGAGGAGAAGGACAGGAAAGGCAUGUUACAGCUCAAUGUGGCAGGAGCUGCUGAGCCGCUCACAGUUACAACAGCAUCACUGACCACGGCAGAGAACUUAGCUGACCUCAUUGAUGGUUACUGUCGACUCGUCUCUAUGGAAACACAUUCCUUCAUUGUCAGAGUUCAGAAAGAGGGAGAGAGAGCGCUUCCCUCCAUCCCAAAGUUGUCUAAUAAUGAGAAGAAGUUAGAAGCGGUCAGGAGUGGAGUCAGAGCCAUCUCUGUUUCAGAGACUGAUGACUAUGCUGAGAUAGUUGAUGAAGAGGACACAUACACCAUGCCCUCCACCCGGGACUAUGAGAUCCAGAGGGAGAGGAUCGAACUGGGGCGCUGCAUCGGAGAGGGUCAGUUUGGAGAUGUUCACCAGGGGGUCUACAGCUACCCGGAUAAGGCGGCUCUGCCUGUGGCCAUUAAGACCUGUAAGAACUGUACAUCAGACAGCGUCAGGGAGAAGUUCCUACAAGAAGCAUUAACCAUGCGUCAGUUUGACCAUCCUCACAUUGUGAAGCUGAUUGGAGUCAUCACAGAGAAUCCUGUGUGGAUCAUUAUGGAGCUGUGUACUCUUGGAGAGUUGCGUUCAUUCCUUCAGGUGAGGAAGUACAGUCUGGACCUGGCUUCUCUCAUUCUGUUUGCCUACCAGCUGAGCACAGCCCUGGCCUACCUGGAGAGUAAACGCUUCGUACACAGGGAUAUUGCAGCCCGUAACGUCCUGGUGUCUUCAGUGGACUGUGUGAUGCUGGCAGACUUUGGUCUGUCCAGAUACAUGGAGGACAGUUCCUACUACAAAGCUUCUAAAGGUAAACUUCCAAUCAAGUGGAUGGCUCCUGAAUCUAUAAACUUCAGAAGAUUUACUUCUGCCAGUGACGUGUGGAUGUUUGGUGUGUGUAUGUGGGAGAUCUUGAUGUAUGGCAUUAAGCCGUUCCAAGGAGUGAAGAACAAUGAUGUGAUUGGCAGGAUAGAGAAUGGUGAGAGAUUGGCUAUGCCUCCUCAGUGCCCGCCCACUCUCUACAGUCUAAUGACGAAAUGUUGGUCGUACGAUCCCAGCAAACGGCCACGAUUCACUGAACUUAAAACACAACUUAGCACCAUAUUAGAGGAGGAGAAGCUUCAGCAGGAGGAGAGACUUAGAAUGGAGAUGAGGAGACAAGUGACAGUGUCCUGGGACAGCGGAGGCACCGACGAAGCUCCUCCUAAACCCAGUCGACCUGGUUAUCCCAGUCCUCGGUCCAGUGAAGGCUUCUUCAACAGCCCCCAGCACAAUCACUUCCCACCAUCAGCCCUUGGUGGGAUGGGAGGAGUGGGAGGCAGUUACCCCCCCUCUGAAACCUGGAGUCAGCAGAGACCUGAACUUACUGCACUGUGGAGCCCCAACACAGAGAACAGUGGAUGUGUUGGACAGGCUCUGAUGGAGGAGAGGCUGAUGAUGCAGCAGCAGCAGAUGGAGGACGACCAGCGGUGGCUGGAACAGGAGGAAGGUUUAAUGAAAACUGAAUCCAGAAACAGCAGAGGAAGCAUGGACAGAGAGGACGGCGUCCUACAGGGUGGAAGCCAACACAUCUACCAACCUGUAGGGAAACCAGAACUUGUGGCUCCUCCUAAGAAACCUCCGCGUCCUGGAGCCCUGGGUCAGCUGAGCGGUCUGAGCCCCGUGGACAGUUACAACGAGGGCGUGAAGCCGUGGAGGUUACAGCCCCAGGAGAUCAGCCCCCCCCCUACCGCCAACUUGGACCGCUCCAAUGACCGAGUGUAUGAGAAUGUGACCGGACUGGUUAAAGCCGUGAUUGAAAUGUCCAACAGGAUUCAGCCGGCAGCGCCAGACGAAUAUGUCCCCAUGGUUAAGGAGGUGGGUCUGGCUCUGAGAACUCUGUUAGCAACAGUGGAUGAGACCAUUCCUGUGUUACCGGCCAGCACACACAGAGAGAUUGAGAUGGCCCAGAAGUUGCUGAACUCGGAUCUGGCAGAGUUAAUAUCAAAGAUGAAACUGGCUCAACAGUACGUCAUGACAAGUUUACAGAAGGACUACAAGAAGCAGAUGCUUAUGGCGGCGCACGCCCUCGCCGUCGACGCCAAGAACCUGUUGGAUGUUAUUGACCAAUCACGACUCAAAAUGAUUGGCCAGACCCGCCCACAUUAACCCCCAGACCUGAACCUGAACAAACGGAGGAGGAGGAGGCUCCUUCAUCGCUCUCCUCCAUGAAACCUUCCCUGCUUCCUCUUCUCCCAUAAUAUUUCCUGUUGUUUUCUACUCUCUUCUAUCGUUUGAAGUCUAGUCUGUCAUGGUUUUUCUUCGGACUUCAGUUCUUCCAUCACAGGUGACACGUUGUAAAUGAUCAGAGAAAGUUUAUCUCCCACUGAGACCCAAACGUGUUGAUGUUUGGUGACUUGCUUGAAGGACUUUGAAGAUGUUUUAGUGGAUGGAAUGGACCCCCGCCUCCUGCCGUCGGCUUCUCCAACACUUAGAGACUGAAACAACUGGAACUGAAGGAGAAGGACGAUGAGCUGAGGACAGUGUUGUUCAGACCAGCUUUUAGAUCAUUAUUAACUCGGACAUUUACAGCCUCUGUCGCUGUUUCUGACUGAAGCUUCUUCAUUUACAUCCAGCUUCUCAUUCGUGUCUUUAUUGUAUUUCAUUGUUGUUUGACUUCUAUCUUCAGAUCUAUCUCAGGCAUCAAGAAACUAAAUUAACACUUUUUAUGAAAACAGAUCAUUCAAAUAGCCACAGGCCACUUUUUAAGUUAACUAUGUAGUAAAUAUACAAAGACGCUCUAUUUUUUAAUGUGUUUGAGGCAUAAAUCUGUCAGGAAUAAAGGUGAAAGAAGGGCUGGUGUUGAGUUACUGUGUGCAAAAUAAACUACAGUCGACUAAACAUGCAUUCUGUUCUAAAUGUUACGGUUUUACUCUGUAACGAUCCUCGAAACGUUCUAAACAUCAGUGUACAUCAUUUUUGGUGCAACGUGCGAUGACUUUAUUAUUUGCUUUGUAAAUUUGAGCUUUAUGUUGUUGGAUCAGCCAUGUUCAGUGUCUUUUCUAUCCCAUUUGUUUUCACUUUUACAGUUUGUCAUUUUCACAAGUUACAGUGCAAACUUUUUUUUCCAGCAGUUUUCAGUUCAUUUUCUCCAGGAAUUGAAGUUUCAGGGACAAUAUAACACCGAAAAAAUGCUGGUUCAUAUACAAAAUAAAAUAAAAGCUAUUGUGAAAACACCAA
Sphaeramia orbicularis (orbiculate cardinalfish) is the source of this 4164-nucleotide messenger RNA. It is a transcript of the gene ptk2aa, whose product is annotated as protein tyrosine kinase 2aa. Gene Ontology annotation, molecular function: protein tyrosine kinase activity; ATP binding. Gene Ontology annotation, cellular component: cytoskeleton; focal adhesion. Lineage: Eukaryota; Metazoa; Chordata; Actinopteri; Kurtiformes; Apogonidae. The record is from RefSeq and is a predicted model, not a curated record. Gene Ontology annotation, biological process: protein phosphorylation; signal complex assembly.